This is a messenger RNA of Bipolaris zeicola 26-R-13, 1206 nucleotides long. RefSeq lists its product as uncharacterized. The transcript is spliced from 2 exons. Lineage: Eukaryota; Fungi; Ascomycota; Dothideomycetes; Pleosporales; Pleosporaceae. The coding region runs from base 1 to 1206 and encodes 401 amino acids. Gene Ontology annotation, cellular component: cytoplasm. The record is from RefSeq and is a predicted model, not a curated record.
AUGAACGCCGAUGCAUCCGACGACGAAGUGCCAAGUCUCAUUGAACCAGAAACCACCACCAAAGUCUCGAAUGACCAAGGUGAUGAAGUUCCAACACUUGUGGGCGGUUCAGAUGAUGCACCACAGAAGAAAGUUCCCAUCACUAUAGUCACUGGAUAUCUUGGCGCUGGCAAAACGACUUUACUCAACUACAUUUUGACCGAGGAACAUGGAAAGAGAAUUGCUGUUAUUCUCAACGAGUUUGGUGAUUCAAUCGACAUUGAGAAGCAACUCACCGUCUCUGACGCAAACUCCACAUCCGCCCAACCAGCCCCCUUUGUCCCACUAGCAAACGGCUGCAUAUGCUGCUCCGUAAAAGACAUCGGCGUCGCUGCAAUCGAAAACCUAAUGGAGCAAUCCGGCCUCUUCGACUACAUCCUCCUCGAAACCACCGGUCUCGCGGAUCCAGGUAACAUUGCCCCCAUGUUCUGGCUCGACGACGGCCUCGGCAGCAGCAUCUACCUCGACGGCAUCGUCACCCUCGUCGACGCCAAAAACGUGCUCAAAAGCCUCGACGAAGGCCUCGGCGACGACGAAGAAAAACUCCAGUCGCAAAAGAAUGCCCACGACGAUCACCACGGUCCCUUACUCACAACCGCCCACCUCCAAAUCAGCCACGCAGACGUCGUCAUAAUCAACAAAACCGACCUCGUCACCCCCGACGAACUCGCCCAAGUAACCAACCGCGUCCGCUCGAUAAACGGCCUAGCCCGCAUCAAAACAACAACAAAAAGCCAAAUCCCAGACCUCCAAGGCCUCGUCCUCGACCUCCACGCUUACGAUCAAGUCACAGAGGCAGAUCUAGCUUUUGCAUCAAAAGGCCACUCCCACCUCGAUCCAUCCAUUGCUACUUCGACAAUUACCUUCCCCGCUUUAUCCCGUGAGCAAGUAGACAAGUACGAUUUCUUUCUGCGUACACUGCUGUGGGAGGAGACGCUACCCAACGAUGUCCCUCAUAAGCCGUUUGAAAUUCACAGGCUGAAGGGACGGGCGCCGGUUGAAGGGGGGAAAGUGCUUCUGACGCAGGGUGUGCGGAGUAUCUACGACACUAAUGAGUUGGAGGGUGAUGCUGCGGAGGGGAGUACAGAGGGGAAGUUGGUGCUUAUUGGGAGGGGUGUGGAGCAAGAGGGGUUUGGGCAGAGUUUGAAACAAGUGUUGGGGUUGUGA